Cadophora gregata is the source of this 2745-nucleotide messenger RNA. RefSeq lists its product as uncharacterized. Lineage: Eukaryota; Fungi; Ascomycota; Leotiomycetes; Helotiales; Ploettnerulaceae. The coding region runs from base 941 to 2083 and encodes 380 amino acids. Gene Ontology annotation, molecular function: FAD binding. The transcript has 3 exons. The record is from RefSeq and is a predicted model, not a curated record.
GGGGUUGAUGGGGUUGAGUUGGAAGGAGGGGCUAGUGCAGAGGGAGGUGAGGUUUGAAUCUUGAAUGGAGAUGCUGUGUGUUGUCCCUUUUCUCAACAGACUUGCUGUCGUUUUUGCCUUGAACCACUUGAAGAUUGCCAACCUCAAGGUGGACUAUGGUGACACACUUGCCCCGUCAGGCAUGAAAGCAGCUCGUCCAAAGAGCUCAAAGUUUACAUCCGCUGUUGGUGUAGUUGGAGAGUUGAGUUUAAGGACGUUGAUGGUACAGCUAAGCGGGAUUCUGACCAGUCGCUUUCUACCUGACAUGGUUACAUCUACCUUCAACCCCACUCACUUGAAUGAUGAGCUUCUCACAGAGCUUUGAAUUCUUUCAAGGCGAGUUGACUGUCCGAACAGGGUUCAAUUGGCUGGACAAAUACUGUUCAUCCCUUUGUGCAAGAAAGGAUGAUGGGUAACUUUGACUUCACGCUUCGCAAAACAGAGAACACUAAACACCCAUCUUCUACAUUUCUUCAAAAUUAGAUGUACAGCCAUUCGAGAAUACUAGUAGCUCUACGUUAUCUGUGUCGUCGCCGUACAUUUGAUGUACGAAGAGUUUCCAUUUCAGCUAGACCAUCAAGCUGAGGUCGUCAGAGCAGCGCUGAUUGGCUGUUGCGCCUCGGCAAGCAGAUCAACCCGAGGCGGGUUGUUUUGUCCGAGGGGUACACAGCAGCAUCAACGACAUAUAUCAGCCUUUGAAAACAUCUGCUGUACCAAAUGCGGAUAAUUCUGAGCCUCCGACUCCAGGCAUUUGCGAGCUAUCUAAUGAUAAUGGAUCUGCCUUGCCGUCAAGAUAUCUACCUAGCCUAGGAAGGAGAGCAUAUAUAAACCCAACUGCAUCCCAACCACGCCAAGUCCCCACUCAAAAUUCAUCUCUUGACUUUCAGCAUAGAAGAUCACAAUGCUCCCCCGACCAACAAUCGCCAUCAUCGGCGGUGGGCCAUGUGGCCUAACGCUCGCCCGCCUUCUCGAAUGCAAAGGAAUCGCCUACACCGUAUUCGAGCGCGACUCCAGCGCGACCUCGAAUGAAGCAGCAGGAGGAAGUCUCGACAUUCACGCUGAGACUGGUCAGCGAGCUCUUAGAGAAGCCGGACUGUUCGAGGAGUUCAAAAAAUUCGCGAGGUAUGAUGACACGGCUGUUGCGAUCGCUGACAAGCGAGGGAAGAGAAUCCUAGAGAUGGGACAGGAGCGUGAUGCGCCUGAGAUUGAUCGGAAAGAUUUGCGAAGGAUUCUGUUAGAGUCGAUCCCGAAGGAGAAGAUCAAGUGGGGUCGCGCUUUGAAGGCUGCGGAGAUUGGUGAAAAUGGCAGUCCGAUUCUGAAAUUUGCGAAUGGCGCUGUGUUGGAUGGGUUCAAACUUGUUGUUGGAGCUGAUGGUGCGUGGAGUAAAGUGAGACGUCUGAUUACACAAGCAACACCCAAGUAUUCAGGGAAGACCUUCCUUGAAUCCCGCAUCAGCACCUCCAACCCACUCUACCCAACAUUAGCCAGUAGAGUUGGCCCAGGCAUGUUUCUCUCAAUCGGUUCGGGACAGCCCAUCGUAACGCAACGGCAAGGCAACGGCUCUUAUAGAAACUAUUUCGGGCUUCAAGUUCCAGUAGAUUUCUUCCGCAACAGCACUGAACUCGAUCUUCAAAAUCUCGAAGCCACACGUGCCAUGCUGCUCCGGGAUUUCUACGCCGACUGGGCGGACGAAUACAGAGAGUUGAUCCAACAUGCGACUGACUUUCGUGUCUGGCCGCUGCAUACUCUUGCUGCUGAAGACAUGGACUGGGAAUCUGUUCCGGGCGUAACGCUCGUGGGCGAUGCGGCGCAUCUUACGAUUCCGAAUGGAGAGGGAGUGAAUCUCGCUAUGACGGAUGCGUUGGAGUUAGCUUCGAAAAUCGUUGAGUACGAAGGCGCUGAAGGUCAUUUUGCGAGGGCCGUACGGGAAUAUGAAAUGGAGAUGUUUUCUAGAGGGAGGGCGACCAUUGGUGAAGGCACGGUGAUGGCGGAGGGUAUGUUUGGAGAGAGUCCGGAGUCGUUUCUAAAGGUAAUGGGUAUGUGAGAGUGGUGAAUUGAAGAUGCUUUGGUACAAUCAGAAGCGAGUAGGAACAUUAAUUGGUGGUCAUGUGGGAUGAGAGCUGGGGAACUCUACCUUGGUAGCUGAGCAUGAACACUCCCUUCGAACACGCAUGCUCAAUGCAUUUGUAGCGCCCAGCAUUUGUGGAUAUCGUAGCAACCUUGACUGGAGCAGUUCAAUGAUAUGUGCAAGGUCUAGCUAUUCAGAAGAAAAUGCAUUCGCCAGUCUCUCAUCGCUGCGUCAUGCGUCUGCUCCAAAGUCAUCUCUCUAAACGCGUUGAUAUCUUGCGAGCCGUGUCCAUCUUGAAGAGUUCGAUAACCUGCGUCACAGUCGUGGUCGGGACAUGAUUACAAAUCUAUCUUCUGCCGGGUAGAGGACUUCAAGGACAAGAAUCAGUGCAUUUCGACUCUGGUGUAGUGUUGCUAGAUGCGAUGUCUAGAGAUGUUUAGCCAUUGCAGUCCUUUUCGCUGAUAUAUAUGGAGUUUCGGCUGAGCAAUAAUAGUCCGGCGUCACUGAGAUUAACACGACUGCUAAAUAUUGCAGGGUACGACGGACGCAUGCAUUGAUGAGUUAUCGGAUAGACAUUUUGUUAUAGCAAGUUUACGUGCAAUCGAUGAGGAUGGAAGCUUAGUGGAAAUCUAUCAAAG